UAGAAUUUGUGUGGAAGACACUAGCACCUAGUUAUGGUCUCUUGGAAAGAUUCUUUUCUACUCGAACUCAAAGUCCCAGCCUUCAACACAGAGUGGUGUCUGACGACUGACUGACUAUCUAUCUCUGGAACACUUCCAGUCUCCCACCGCCAUGGCCGAGGCUACCAGCAACACCAAGACAUCCACUCGUCCCCACAAAAUCAUUGCCGGAGCGGACUCAUUCGGCUGUGCCCUCAAGGAUACCCUCGUCUCCCACCUCCGAUCUCUCAACAUUGACGUCGAGGACCUCGGCACCUCCUCCUACUACUCUAUCGCAGCCGAGGUUGGUCGCCGCGUCUCCUCUGAAAAGUCUUCCGACACCCGUGGGCUCGUAGCCUGCGGUACCGGAGUAGGCGUAUCCAUCUUUGCCAACAAGUUCCCCGGCGUCUUCGCCGCCACCUGCCUCACCCCCGAUGAAGCUCUCAACGCCCGCUCCAUCAACAACUCCAACGUCCUAGCCGUCUCCGGCAUGUCCACCUCCCCCGACUCCGCUAUCGAGAUUCUCAACUCCUGGCUCGACACCCCCUUCAAGGCCCCUUGCCCCGCCUCCGGCUCCAAACCAUGGCCCGAAGAUAUCCAAUCCUUCCUUGACAACUCCCUCUCCGAAAUGCCCAAGAUCGGAUCGGAAUCCCAAUCCGAUCCCGAUUCGACGGCAACCUGCGCCAUAUGUUGUUUGGUGAAAAACCGAGAGUUGAACCCGAUCGACUUGAUACCGGGGGGAUCGAUGAAGAUCUUGAGGGAGAGCCCGACCUCGGCUAUAGUGAGGUUCAAGGCUGGGAGCGUGGAACCUGCGCACCAUCAUACCUUCGGGCACGACCUGGUGGUGUUGGAGGGGAAGAAGAGCGUGUGGAAUUUGACCAAAAAGGAGAAGUACGAUUUGGUUGUCGGGGAUUAUCUGUUUACUCCGGCUGGGGAUGUGCAUAGGGUGAAGUAUUAUGAAGAUACGGAGUUCUUCAUCAAGUGGGAUGGGAAGUGGGAUAUGUUCUUCGACGAGGAUCUUGCGGCUGCCAAGACCGCUGUUGAGAAGGAAUUGGAUAGUGGGUCUUCCUGAAAAAAAAAAACAGACUGUUUUUGAAUGACAGUUGUUGUCCUUGUUCUUUUUCUUGUGCGUCUGAUGUUUUUGCCGGUUAAGGAUGCUUACGGGGUUGGGUCCCGUGGUAUUCAGGUCGUGGGUCGUUUCGUUAUAAAACACGUAUGGAUCAUAAACCACCUCUUGUGUUUGUGUUUGUAACAAAGCUCUCUUUUUAUAUAAGAAACUGCAAGGUUCAC
Juglans microcarpa x Juglans regia is the source of this 1308-nucleotide messenger RNA. Its product is annotated as DNA damage-repair/toleration protein DRT102. Gene Ontology annotation, molecular function: isomerase activity. The coding region runs from base 152 to 1090 and encodes 312 amino acids. Lineage: Eukaryota; Viridiplantae; Streptophyta; Magnoliopsida; Fagales; Juglandaceae. The record is from RefSeq and is a predicted model, not a curated record. Gene Ontology annotation, biological process: carbohydrate metabolic process. The transcript has a single exon.